Oncorhynchus masou masou (cherry salmon) is the source of this 2880-nucleotide messenger RNA. It is a transcript of the gene phlda2, whose product is annotated as pleckstrin homology-like domain, family A, member 2. The coding region runs from base 183 to 599 and encodes 138 amino acids. The record is from RefSeq and is a predicted model, not a curated record. Lineage: Eukaryota; Metazoa; Chordata; Actinopteri; Salmoniformes; Salmonidae. Gene Ontology annotation, biological process: positive regulation of apoptotic process. The transcript has 2 exons. Gene Ontology annotation, molecular function: phosphatidylinositol phosphate binding.
UAACUAACUCCGUCACUCUCUGUUCAUUCAUAACGCAACUCUGGAUUAUCAAGCCAUCGCUGAGAAGCUCCUUCUCCGAGGACUUCGGAAGAAACAACUGAGGAAUCUACCACCUCUGCCAGCGUCUGCUUCUCUCAAACAAUUAUAAACACAACCAUAAUUGUAUCACUGAUACUAAAACCAUGAAAAUGUCAGCAGAGCAGAUUUCCGAGGUCCUGAAAGAGGGGGAGCUGGAGAAGAGGAGUGACAACCUCCUUCAGUUCUGGAAAAGGAAGACAUGUGUCCUGACCACGGAUAGCCUCAACAUCUACGCCGACACGCAGAAGCGCACCAAGAGCAAGGAGCUCAAACUCCAGUCUAUCAAGAAAGUGGACUGUGUUGAGCGCACCGGCAAGUUUGUCUACUUCACCAUUGUUACCACGGAUAAUAAGGAGAUAGAUUUCCGGUGCUCCGGUGAAGAUAACUGCUGGAAUGCAGUGAUCACCAUGGCACUGAUUGACUUCCAGAACAGAAAGGCUAUUCAGGACUUUAAAACGCGACAGGACGACGAGAGCGGGUCCCCGGGACAGCACGAGAGCCGCAUGGCCAGAGCUCCCUGAAUGGCUUUGGGAGAAUAGCUACCACACUCCGAAUAUGAGUCAGUUAUGGACCAUGAAGAACAGGAACUUGGACCAAAGAAAGACGUCACCCGGUCCGUGGAUGAAGGAUUGUUCGGGACAGAUCAGCGCAUUCCCUUAGGGACCUCUGUCCUGAUAAGCUUCUAAAAGAGAAUUUAAAAUGCUCAAAACUCAAGACUGAAUCCUUGAACUUUCAAGUAUUUCAAAGUGCGCUUUUCUGAGGAGGGAUGCCUCCUGAAUGACAUUGCAAAAAUGUGUUAAUUUAUUUGUGUCAAGAAAAUGUUUUUCUUGGAUACAUGCUUAUGUUGUUUAAAUUAUUUACUAUUUCAGUGUGUAUUUAUUUGAAUAAAUAUUCAUACAUUUUUGAAGAAAAUGUGGUCCUAUAGCCCAGUGGUUCCCAACCGGUGUUCAGCAGGAACUCUCAGGUGUGUCGCAAACUUUUCCUGAUCUUGAUUUUUUAUUUUUUUUACACUCGCUUAUCAACGUAACCUGUUAAAUGCACAUGGCAUUUUGACUUGGGAGCACUAGUACUGCUCAGAUAAUACAUUAAAUAGCACAUGGAUACAUCCGUAUCAUUGUUUCAAGUCCAGUGUCCUCAGGCUGUUGGUACAUUUGUAUCAUUUGAGGAAAUCACAUCACAAGCAAAGUCAUCUGUUUAAUUUGACUUUGUCUGUGAAAAGGGGUAAACACAAAUGAACUAUCUUGCUAUCUUUCUAUGGCAGAGGGAGUGGUAUGGCUAAGCCCAGGGCCAUAAGAAAUACAUGACUCUGGCUAAGCCUAAUCAGACUUUUCACAAGCAUUUUUCUACACCCGCAAUAACAUCUGUUAAACAUGUGUAUGCGACCAAUAACAUUUUGACUAACUAUCAAAUAAUCCUAAUUCAUCUAUAAAAAAACUUAUCACAGAAAAUGUAUGAUUUUUCAAUUUGGAAAAGAUGAGAUAGCAACAUUUUAGGUGCGCAGCUGAAUUUUAUUUUAUUUAACUAGGCAAGUCAGUUAAGGGAAAAUUCUUAUUUACAAUGACGGCCUACACCAGCCAAACCCGGACGGCACUGGGCCAAUUGUGUGCCACCCUAUGGGACUCCCAAUCACGGCCGGAUGUGAUGCAGCCUGGAUUCCAAACCAGGUGCUGCAAUGACGCCUUUUGCACUGAGAUGCAGUGUCUUAGGCCACUCGGGAGCAAUUUUAUAUCCCAUGAAGGUGUGCCAAGGUUAAAAAAGGUUGGGAACCACUGCAAUAGCCUAUGUUUUUCUCUCAUAUAUUGGUCAGUUAAUGUUAUGGAUAAAAUUUUGAGUGAUGUUACAUUGACAAAAAUACAGAUCUUCAUAUUAAUCCUCUUUUAAUUCUCUUUAUUAAUCAGAGCCUUUAUCCGUGAAGCCCUUUGUAAGAUUUCAAUUUGUAUGGAGGUACAAAUUGAGAUGAGAGCACUAUAAAUGAAAAGAUCUAUAAAAUAUAUCUUAUGUUAUGUAUCCACCAAUCCACCAAUGCCAAAUCAUAACCCACAGCACAAUGGCUUCCUGAGAUACCACAAUUUUGAGCAGUGUAUGAUAGGAAAGUCCCUCUCUUCUUUUAUCACAGGUUGCACCCUGUUUGUCAUCUCCGGUUGUCAUGCUUUAUUAUACAUACUUUAUGACUGAUAAGGGUUGUGGUUUCACUGCACCUGUAUCAACGGGCCCUUUGAACACAUACCUUUACAGCCAAGGUGUGUUGUACCCAGAGCCUGAAGGAAUCUGCGGGGGUGGAAUCACCUAACGACAUGCGUGGAAAUCAAACGUACCCGGGGAUUAACCUCAGAACUGGAAGGAGAUUCUAUUUCUAUGAAUAAACCAAAGAAAAUAUUGAUAUAGAAUAUUAAUAAUUACAGUUUUACUGGUUGAACGUAUGAACAAUGUUGUACAGGUAAUAAGAGAACUUCCCCAAAGAUGCUCGUGUUGCCAUACCUAACACAUUCCUACACACACACACACACACACACACACACACACAUAUCAUUAAGCUAUGGGCACAGGACAGGGCAAACACAGGGAUGUGUUACAAGGCCCACUUUACUGCCCUGUUCACUAUACACAAAGUGACCUGCCCAUGGUUAUUAUGUUGAGUUAGACACCCUGCUAUAGAAUGACUCACAAUGACUCACAAGAAGUCAUAAACAGGGGAGUUAUUCUGUCUUUAUCCAAACUCCCAUGACACCCUAUAUGUGUAAAUUGAAACACUUGUGUAAAUGUUUGUGGUGUGCCUGUGUCAAAAUAAAGGAAACACCAACA